Messenger RNA from Fragaria vesca subsp. vesca, 1076 nucleotides. RefSeq lists its product as uncharacterized. NCBI's taxonomy places the organism in Eukaryota, Viridiplantae, Streptophyta, Magnoliopsida, Rosales, Rosaceae. Bases 30 to 1040 code for a protein of 336 amino acids. The transcript has 5 exons. Gene Ontology annotation, molecular function: small molecule binding. The record is from RefSeq and is a predicted model, not a curated record.
UCCGAAAGCUCUGAAAGCAAAGCAGAGAAAUGGUUCAUGCUCUUUUACAAACUGCACCACUUCUCCUCCAGUUUUCUCGUCCAAAUCCUCAUGUCUCUUCCUGUAGGGGAAAGCCUGGGAACAUAGUGAUGAAUUGCUCUCCAGAGAAAUCUAUGAGCAACAGGCCAGUGACCAUACAUGUAUUAUCUGGGUUUGCAGCGUCUUUAGUACUUCUCUCUCAAAUAAACCAGGCUGUUGCAUCAGAAAUUUACUUUCAAAGAAAUACUUAUGAGCUUGCAAAUGCUGCUGACAAGACGGUGACUCUUCCGCUGGAUAAGGGUUCUGAUGAAGGAACUGAGAAGCUAAUGAUGAUGAGAGGCAUGACAGCAAACAAUUUUGACCCCAUUAGAUAUUCUGGAAGGUGGUAUGAAGUGGCUUCACUUAAACGUGGAUUUGCUGGGCAAGGUCAGGAAGACUGUCACUGCACCCAGGGUGUAUAUACCUUUGAUAUUGAGAAGAAGGCCAUCCAGGUUGAUACCUUCUGUGUUCAUGGGUCUCCUGACGGAUAUAUAACUGGCAUAAGAGGAAAUGUUCAAUGCGUUUCAGAUAAAGAUUUGGAAAAGAAUGAGACAGAUCUAGAAAUGCAGGAGAUGAUCAAAGAGAAGUGUUUCCUCCGUUUUCCAACAUUGCCAUUUAUCCCUAAGUUGCCGUAUGAUGUGAUUGCAACUGAUUAUGACAAUUUUGCUCUUGUUUCAGGAGCAAAAGAUACAGGUUUCAUACAGAUAUACUCCAGAACACCAACUCCUGGUCCUGAAUUCAUAGAGAAGUACAAAUCAUACUUGGCCAACUUUGGAUAUGACCCGACCAAAAUCAAGGACACCCCACAAGACUGUGAAGUGAUGUCGGACAGUCGGCUAUCUGCAAUGAUGUCAAUGACCGGAAUGCAAAAAAUUUUAACAAAUGAGUUUCCUGAUCUAGGAUUGAAGCGCUCUGUUCAAUUUGACCCCUUCACUAGUGUAUUUGACACUCUGAAGAAGCUUGUUCAGCUUUACUUCAAGUAGUAUCUCUCUUGUUACUUGUUUGUUCUGUUAAUUCAU